AUGGCAAAGCUCGCGACUAAAUCAAAAGUUCGCAGCCCGCAUUCCGGGACCCAGAGCCAGACCAAGCCUAGUCCCAGACCUUGGGCGCCCAGUCGACAUGAGCCCGCGGCUCAAGAUGCCCAGGGCAUGCUCGUGCUCGUAACGACGUCAGCACUCGGCGUGGAGAACCCCGUGCUCGACCCAUGGCAGUGUGGCGAAUGCGGAGAGUUUGCGUCUACCAGCGCCGUCACAGGGGUUGUUUCCUCUGUCGCGUGGAUGUGA
This is a messenger RNA of Exserohilum turcica Et28A, 261 nucleotides long. RefSeq lists its product as uncharacterized. Lineage: Eukaryota; Fungi; Ascomycota; Dothideomycetes; Pleosporales; Pleosporaceae. The coding region runs from base 1 to 261 and encodes 86 amino acids. The record is from RefSeq and is a predicted model, not a curated record. The transcript has 2 exons.